Messenger RNA from Lathyrus sativus (Indian pea), 696 nucleotides. NCBI's taxonomy places the organism in Eukaryota, Viridiplantae, Streptophyta, Magnoliopsida, Fabales, Fabaceae. The record is from the annotation of a GenBank genome assembly.
AUGGGUUACGCAUUGACGGAGGCUACAUUUAAUUACUAUCGCGAAGAAAUUAGAAGAACAAACAUUGAGGCUUCAAAUUGGAUAGACAACAUUCAUAGGGAGAAGUGGGCUAGAGCAUUUGACGAAGGGCAACGUUGGGGACAUAUGACAUCUAACUUGGCAGAGGCCAUAAACUCUGUACUAAAGGCAACAAGAAACCUUCCAAUCACUGCUUUGGUCCAGUCUACAUACUAUCGAAUGGGUUCACUCUUUGGUAAACAAGGACACAAAUGGACCAAAAUACUAUCUUCAGGGAAAGUUUUCACAGAUGGUUGUAACAAGGGAAUGGCUGAUGAGGUAGCUAAGGCUAACACACACAAUGUCAUGCAAUUUGAUCGCGAAAGAUUCUGUUUCAUGGUGCAGGAAAAGAUUAACCACAACGAUGGUCGUCCAACGGGUACUUUCAGCGUUGACUUGAGGAAUCGUUUGUGUGACUGUGGAAAAUUUCAAGCAUUUCACUUGCCUUGCUCCCACGUGAUUGCGGCAUGUUCUAGCAUACAACAGGACUACAUAUUCACAUUCCAGAGGUCUUCACAGUUCUUAACGUAUUCAAAGUCUACAAGGAAAGCUUCUUGGGACUACCACUACAAGAAAAUUGGCAAAUUGCGAAGGUUCAUUUUGACAUAUUACGAUGGUUUUAACCGUCGCAAUUUGUAA